GUCACGAACGUCACUUUCGACCUGAGCGACGACACUGGGACAGCUUGUAAUAGUUUUUAAUUUUAAUUAAACCGAUAAAAAAGAAUAAAGUGAUCCUAAUAAAAAGGAUCACUGAAAACACUGGGCUUUCUAGAAGAACUAAUAUCAAAAAUGAGUAAAAUUAUUCCUUCCGUCGCUAAGCUUCUGGCCGGUAAUACGGUUACGAAAGUGGGUGCCCCAGUUGCUACGACUUCUAGUGCAAAAUACAGUACGAAGAGUGAAGCUUCAUUUGAAAUCAAGCCUUUCAAACUCCAUAAAUUGGAGAAAGGACCUGCCACAACAGCUACCCUAACAAGUGAAGAUGCCCUCAAACUGUAUGAGCAAUUGGCGAUUCUGCGUCGUAUUGAAACCGCUUCAGGCAACUUGUACAGGGAGAAGAUCAUCCGUGGUUUCUGUCACUUAUACUCAGGUCAGGAGGCUGUAGCCGUGGGAAUGCGCGCUGCGAUGCGAGAUAUAGACACUGUGAUCACUGCGUACCGAUGCCAUGGCUGGACCUAUCUAAUGGGUGCCAGUGUGGUUGGUGUACUUUCGGAACUUACUGGCCGCAGGACAGGAGUAUCACGAGGCAAAGGAGGCUCUAUGCAUUUGUAUGCAAAGAAUUUCUAUGGUGGCAACGGCAUUGUUGGAGCUCAAGUGCCGUUGGGAGCUGGUAUAGGUUUCGCGCACAAAUACAAAGGCGAUGGCGGAGUAAACUUUGCAUUGUACGGCGACGGUGCUGCGAACCAAGGACAGUUGUUUGAAGCCUACAACAUGGCCAAACUGUGGGACUUACCGUGCGUGUUCGUCUGUGAGAACAAUGGAUACGGUAUGGGAACAAGUAUGGAGCGGGCGUCAGCCAGCACGGACUACUACUCGCGCGGUGACUACAUCCCUGGUAUCUGGGUGGACGGCAUGGACGUGCUCGCUACCAGGGAGGCGACCAAGUUCUGUAUCGACUGGUGCACUAGUGGGAAAGGUCCAUUAGUAAUGGAGAUGGAAACAUAUCGUUACUCCGGCCACUCUAUGUCGGACCCUGGCACCUCAUACCGUACGCGCGAUGAGAUCCAGGAAGUCCGUCAAACCAGGGAUCCCAUCACCUCUUACAAAGACAAGAUUCUGAGCAACGAACUCGCAACACCUGACCAACUUAAGGAAAUCGACGCAAAAGUACGUCAAGAAGUUGACGACGCUACAAAGCAGGCGAAGGCCGAGCCUGAGAUCGGUAUCGAGGAGCUAGCUGGAGACAUCUACGUCGACUGCAUUGACCCUGUCAUCCGAGGCGUAAUCCCUAACGCGCCCCUACAACACAUCUCCGUCGCUCAACGCAAUUAGAUUGCUAUUACUAAGGAAAUUAGGUCUGUUAUCCACUGCAAUAUGCUCCACUUCACCCAGUGAGAUUAGCAAGUUAAGUAUAAACUUUGAUUAUUAUUAUUUUUUUUUAUAUUUUGUAAACAUAUUUUUAGUAUGCGUUGCAAUGUUAUAUUUUGUAUUUUGCACAUUGAAACGUAUAAUCAAUCACCCGACAAAUUAUUUUUUCAAAUAAUAUAUGAUUUGUAUCGUUUCUAUUGACUUUUUAAGCGUACAACAUUUGUGGAACAUAUUGUAUGGGAUUGAGGCUUUUUAGUAAUAAUUUGAAUAAAAUCGAAUACCGGAUUUAGAAUCGUAAUUAAUUGGCAACAAAGUCGCUAUUUGGAAUAGCGGUCCCGUUAGCCUUUGCUUUUUUAGCGAGUGGUGCUAUAUUUUUAUUGUUAAACAGAAAAAUGAGCCACUUUUAAUCAAAUUAUUUAUAAAAGCCUCAUUUAGCGGCAAUUGUAAUUUUGUAAUAAAGAAAUUAUGUAGAUUGGUAUAUCCAACGAGGGGAUAAUAAUUGUUAAUAUUUAUACUAUUGUUGCGUACCUUACAUCAUGCACAGGUAUAUAAUUUUAUAUGUUAUUUUUUUAGUAAAUCACGUAAGGGAAAGUGAUACUGCCGAUAAUAUACCACUUUGUAUUAUUUUAAAAUUCAUUUUGAUUAUUUAUUUAUAAGGCAGAUGAUUAUUAAAGUUAUAACUUAUA
This is a messenger RNA of Spodoptera litura, 2072 nucleotides long. RefSeq names its product pyruvate dehydrogenase (gene L(b002)). Gene Ontology annotation, cellular component: intracellular membrane-bounded organelle. Gene Ontology annotation, molecular function: pyruvate dehydrogenase (acetyl-transferring) activity. The record is from RefSeq and is a predicted model, not a curated record. Lineage: Eukaryota; Metazoa; Arthropoda; Insecta; Lepidoptera; Noctuidae. Gene Ontology annotation, biological process: pyruvate decarboxylation to acetyl-CoA.